AUGCAACAAAUACCAACGCAUUUUCACAUCCCUCUCUUCCUUCUCCUCUUUUUCCUCAAUCUAGUCGUCCGGGAGGUAUCCGCCAUCAAUGAUACCGCAAUCGACUUCUCCACCGCUCCCUCUUGUGCUCGCCCUUAUUGUCUCGAAGACAAAGACUCACCAUACACCUGGACCCCUCAAAACCUCUGUCCAUCCUCAUCCAGCAUUCUCCCAUCCUGCUUCUGCAACCUUCCCCGCCCCCUCAUCUGUCUCCCCUACGACCCCACCGCUCCAGAUACCUGUUAUACAGAGCUAAAAACAUGGUAUACAGCCCUCUGUACCUCCACGAUGGGAAUAAUCCCCAACAAAACGCUCCCAUACCUCAAACUCCCCGGAUGCGCCAGAAACUGCGCGAAAGCUAUGACGUCCCAUCUAGGAUGUCCUGAUCACUCAUUAAACUGUGCUUGUCAGCUUACUUACCUACCCGGAAAUACGGCGGAGUGUAUUAAAGACCGGUGUGGCGGGGAUAUUCUCACUUAUAUCGGGAGUUUACCGACGUUUACUGGCAAGUGGAUUUAUCAAUCUUGUGCGUUUGAUGGGGAUCGGGACGUUGAUGGUAAUGGUAAUAAUACUAGUAAUGCUAAUAAUAAUACUAAUACGAAUAAUAAUAAUAAUAUGGUGGAGGUAUUGGGUAUCAGAAGCGAUACUCCGGAGUAUAAAAACAGUCCGGCUGCAUAUCCGCAGGAAAUCCUAGUCGACGAUUUCCAGGGGAAGGAAUAUACAAACUGGCAAAACGCGUUGAAUAGCAAACGAGCUAGGAACUCGAAUUUGGGGGUUAUUAUUCCGCUCAGUUUGAUAUUCGGGGGGGUAUUUGGGAUUAUGGGAUUGCAAUGGUUGGCGGCUUGUUGUGGGUUUCAAACACAGGCUUCGAGACAGAUGUGGGAUAAAGCUGGGAGAUUGGUGAAGAAGGUUUUUGGGGCCAUUGGUGCGGUAUUUUCGUGGAUUUGGAAAGGGGUGGUGAUUUUGGGAACGUGGAUUUGGAAGGGUGGGAAGGUGGUUUGGGGGUGGGUUAGGUGA
Molecule: messenger RNA, 1056 nt
Organism: Orbilia oligospora ATCC 24927
Lineage: Eukaryota; Fungi; Ascomycota; Orbiliomycetes; Orbiliales; Orbiliaceae
Exons: 1
Coding region: 1-1056 (351 amino acids)
Source: RefSeq, a predicted model, not a curated record